This is a messenger RNA of Arabidopsis lyrata subsp. lyrata, 605 nucleotides long. Its product is annotated as eukaryotic translation initiation factor 5B-like. The transcript has 3 exons. Gene Ontology annotation, molecular function: translation initiation factor activity. Lineage: Eukaryota; Viridiplantae; Streptophyta; Magnoliopsida; Brassicales; Brassicaceae. The record is from RefSeq and is a predicted model, not a curated record. The coding region runs from base 89 to 412 and encodes 107 amino acids.
GUUUCGGGAGUAUACCACCAGUGGCAGUGAGCUGCUGCGAGAGGACAGGGCAGUGAGUGAUGAAGCAGUCUUACCAUGCGUCCUCUCCAUGUUACCCAAGUGUGUGCUCAACAAGGAAGACCCAAUUCUCGUGGGAGUUUAUGUUGUUGAGGGUUCUGUCAGGGUAGGGACUCCAUUAUGCAUUCCACACAAAGCUUUCAUCAAUAUAGGACGGGUUGCAUGGAUUGACAAGGACCAGCAACCUGUCAAGGUUGCAAGCCAAGGCGACAAGGUGAUUAUCAAGAUUGUUGCAGCAGACCCCAAAACAAAACAGUUGAUGUUGGGAAGAGAUUUUGACGUUGGAGAUGUUCUUGUCAGUCGCAUCCCUAGAAGAUCUAUCUACCAUGUGGCCCAUUCCAUCAUUCCAAGCUAAUGACUGGGUCGAACAAAAAUCUCAUCCUCUGGUUAUGUCAUUUUCUCGGUGCUUUAGUUAGUUAUUUCUUGUUAACGCUUAACAUUAUCUCAUCCUGGAAAUAUUUACAUUCUCCCCCUCUAUUUUGUUCUCUUCUUUCUCCGGUUAGAAAAGAAGUUGAUGAUAUAUAUGAACAACAAGUCUUUGAAACAGA